Marmota monax (woodchuck) is the source of this 2990-nucleotide messenger RNA. It is a transcript of the gene Plpp2, whose product is annotated as phospholipid phosphatase 2. Gene Ontology annotation, biological process: phospholipid dephosphorylation; signal transduction; phospholipid metabolic process. The record is from RefSeq and is a predicted model, not a curated record. Lineage: Eukaryota; Metazoa; Chordata; Mammalia; Rodentia; Sciuridae. The transcript is spliced from 6 exons. The coding region runs from base 1426 to 2163 and encodes 245 amino acids. Gene Ontology annotation, molecular function: phosphatidate phosphatase activity.
GGGACCCCGGGCGGACACGCCCCCGGCCGCAAGAUCCUGCGCGGGGCAAGGGGGCGCCGGCGGGCGGGGGGGACCCCGGACCCGCCGAGCCUGGCCGUCCUGACGCAGACGAGAUCCAUAGCUCUUGCCCUCGGGCCCCAGAGGCUGACCUGCCGCCCCGGGCUGCCGCGCUGCGGCCGGGCCUCCCGGCCGAGCCUAACCUGCCGGGCCGGUUUGCGGGCUGCGCGGGGGGAGGGCGCAUCUCGAGGCCCCGCCCGCCCCGGGCCCAGGUCCUGGGAACAAAGGCCGAGUGUUGCCCUGGGGCCCAGUGGACAAUGGCCCCGGAAUGCUGCUGCCCCCGCGGGGGCGGGCGCUUGGGCCUCAUGGGCCGUCUUCCUUCCCCAGUCUGGCUUCUGAUUCUGCUGGGGAGGCCAGGCCCACCCUCUCUAGAGUGGGUCAGGUAACAGCAGUAAGUCCCUAUGGCUCAUCAUCUGCUAGCCUUGGGUACUGUUUUCUGAGUGCAUGUGUUGUUUGUUUAAACAGACGCGUGGUACUUACUGUAUGUUAGGCAUCAAGGGACCUGCAAAUAAUUUACACCUUUCCCACCAAGCAGCCUGGGCCCAGAGAGGUUGGACCACCUGGUGGAGUCACACAGCAGCAGGGCAGCGCUGAAAGUCAGUUGUACAUUGCUGCAGUGUGCCAGAGCAGUGGCCCAGGCAGUUAGUUCCCUCCUAAGAAGCCUGAGUUUGUAAACAGUUCAGACAGCACAGGUGUAGGUGGUAGAGGUAUGGAGCAGAUGAGGCCAGAGAGGCUCUGGAGAUGCCCAAAUGAAGAGGAGACCCUGUCUGGGCCAGAUUCCAGUGCCCUGAACCCUGCCCUGGGUACUGCUCUUGAAUCUCCCAGCGGAAGGGGCUGGGGCGGGGCUGCUGGUCUGGGCUCCAUCCCAGGCCCAUUGGAUUGUGGGCAGGGCCUCUGGCCUGGGGUGCUUGUCCCUGUGCCCCCCACCCUGCCUUGGGCUCCCGCAGGCCUCCUUGGUGAGCUGGUACACUGCCCUUUCCCACAGGGCGGCUGCCUCUGGACCUCUGGUCUCCUCCCUGGAGUGUUCCCCAGGGAGGUCCCCCAGGUCGGCUUGUGGGGAGUGUGGCUCCUGCCUUCUGGCAUUCAAGACCCAGAAGAGCCGCACCCACUCACACCCAGCUCCCUGCUGGGGGCAAAGGGCACCCUGCCUGGGCUUGUCCCUGGAGCCGCCAUUGGGGAGGGCGCUGCCCUCUGCCCAGCUCUGUGGCCGGCUGCUGUCUGCAGGCCUCCCUUGGCUUUGGGGCCAUCUCUGCCUCUCUGCCCUUCGCCAUCCUGACCCUGGUGAAUACCCCGUACAAGCGAGGGUUCUACUGCGGAGAUGACUCCAUCCGAUACCCCUACCGCCCGGACACCAUCACCCAUGGGCUUAUGGCCGGGGUCACCAUCACAGCCACUGUCAUCCUGGUCUCAGCUGGGGAAGCCUACCUGGUGUACACUGAUCGCCUCUAUUCCCGCUCUGACUUCAACAACUAUGUGGCUGCCCUCUACAAGGUGCUGGGCACCUUCUUGUUCGGGGCGGCCGUGAGCCAGUCCUUGACAGACCUGGCCAAGUACAUGAUCGGUCGUCUGCGCCCCAACUUCUUGGCCGUCUGCGACCCAGACUGGAGCCGGGUCAACUGCUCGGUCUAUGUGCAGCUGGAGAGGGUGUGCAGGGGGAGCCCUGCCAACGUCACCGAGGCCAGGCUCUCUUUCUACUCUGGACACUCCUCCUUCGGGAUGUACUGUAUGCUGUUCUUGGCGUGCCGCGUGGGCCUCCGCCCCGCUGAUGCGCUCCCGCCGCAGCUGUACGUGCAGGCGCGGCUCUGCGGGAAGUGGGCGCGGCUGCUGCGGCCCACCGUGCAGUUCUUCUUGGUGGCCUUCGCCCUGUACGUGGGCUACACCCGCGUGUCUGACCACAAGCACCACUGGAGCGACGUCCUCGUCGGCCUCCUGCAGGGGGCGCUGGUGGCCGGCCUCACUGUCCGGUAUGUCUCAGACUUCUUCAAAGCCCGACCCCUGCGGCCCUGCCUGGAGGAGGCUGUGGAGCGCAAGCCCAGCCUGUCCCUGACGCUGACUGUCGGCGAGGCCACGCACAACCACCGUGGCUACCCGGUCUCCUCCUCCUGAGCCAGGACCUCCAGGGGACCAUCUGUGGGCCAGCUAUGCCCUGGGCCCUGGUCAGCAGGAGGACCCAGACAGGCCCCAGGUUCCCAGCUAGUGCCAGAGGCAAGCAGUGCCCCUGGGGGCCAGGCGUCCUGUGGGCUGUCCUGGCUGCUCCUUGAGGAGCCCCGGUCUUAUGCGGGGUGGGGAAGGGCCUGGGAGCCAGGCACCCCGUGCUUCAUGGUGGGUGUGCACGUGGGUUUCUAAUAAAGCAGGCAUUUGUUGAGGGCCUUGCUGCCAGGCUUCCUGCUUCUCUCUGGCCAGCACACAGAGUUAUCUCAUGACCAGAGGGCCUGAGCAGAGGGCGGGCAGGACCCCAGGGCUGCAGCAGGGAGGAGGUCUGGCGGUGGAGACAGCAGGUUGAAUGCAUUGAGGGAAAGCACACCCCUAGUGCACAGCCAGGCACCUGGGCCUUGGUGGCCUUGGUGGCCUGAAAGACCAGCCAGACUCACUCCCCUUCCUGAGUCCUGCCGUUUCCCCUCCUCAACCCGGUGUCUGCCCCCAAGGCUUCAGAGUCUCUCCACAUGUGGUGGGGGUCCUGCCUUCUGAACUGCCCAACCAGCAACACCCUUCGCUCCUGCACAGACCUGGGUUCCAGGCCCUGUAGGAAGCACCGUCCAUGCCUUCCCUGUGCCCCCACGGGACUCUGGCCUGAGCCCUGCAGUCCUGACCCUCUGCCGACACAGCCAGUUCUGAAGCCAGGUGCUCGGCUGGUGCCUCUAAGCCAUUUCAGAACUUUCUGGGCUUGCCUUUUCAGUGGGAGACCGAUACAUAAAUUUUGUUUUUUUACCAAA